Messenger RNA from Paramecium sonneborni, 2923 nucleotides. NCBI's taxonomy places the organism in Eukaryota, Ciliophora, Oligohymenophorea, Peniculida, Parameciidae. The record is from the annotation of a GenBank genome assembly.
AUGAAUUCAGAAUUAGGAUCUAUUACAGAGCCAGCUCCUUUAAAGACUCAACCUUCAAUCCCAAAACCACCUAAAAGACCUGCUUUUUUAAAAACAGUUAAUCUAAAAACUUUGUAAAAUCAGAAAUUAGUUUCUUUUCAAAAUAGAAUUUGGAAAGAAAAAGCUUUAUUAGUUUUAAUACAAGUGCUUCGAUUUAUAUCUUUAAUAACUCGCAGUCCUUUUGCAUCUAAAUUUUCAUUGUUAGAUGGCAAUAUGUUUAGAAUUAUUGGUGAUAAAGCUUCAGACUUUAAUUACUAUUUGCUACACGAUUACUUUAAAUAUAUGGUAGUAUAAUUAUUUUAAAUAAGAAACCUUAACCAUCAUCAAGACUCAAGUACUUUAUUUAAAAACAUCUAUACAAAUGCUGCUAUAUGAAAGGGAUUUUAGAUACUUUAAUCAAUUUGAAGAUUAUUUUAGAACCAGAAUCGAUAUUUUUAAUAGUUUGGAAUAUAAUUCUGCUUGUUAAUAUAAAUCUGAAUAUUUUAUAUAUUACAGUAAAAUUUUCAUUUGAUUUUGAAAAUUACCCUCCUGAUCAAUUUUAAUUAUGUGAAGUUUAUCUUUUUAAAGUACCUUACUACUUAUAUAUAUUUGAUAUCAUAAUAAAAUUAAAUACAUGUUAUUAUGAAUCUGGAUAUCUUGUAAAAGAUAGAAAUAAAAUUUUAGGCAAUUUUUAUAAAUAUAGUAAAAUAAUAACUAAUAUUAGAUUCUAUAAUUAAUCUUCUAAUUUUAAUUCCCUCAACUUUAUAUUUGAUUGGUUUAACUGAAUUUCCUUUAUAUUUAUUUAUGACAAUAAAAGCUAUUUCAAUUCCAGAAAUAAUGGAAUCUAUCAUAGAUAGAAUGGAACUGACGACUAAUUAUUGGGUAACAUAUGAUUUAUUUCGAUUAAUUUAUGUAAUAUUAUAUCAAUCUCACAUCUGUUGUUGUGGAUUAUAUUAUGUUGGAUUAUUAGAUAAAGAAACAUCAUGGUUAUUAACAAAUAAUUUAUUACAAGAAACGUGGAUUAUUAAAUAUGUAUUUUUUUAAUAUCAAAAUUAGUUUAAUACUUAUUAUUGGAGUAUUAUUACUAUGACAACAAUUGGAUAUGGAGAUGUAACUCCUUAAAAUUUAAUAGAAAGAGUUUAUCUUAUUUUUGUUGCAAUUGUUUCAUGUUGCACUUUUGGUUAUUCAAUCAAUAGUAUUGGUUAAAUACUUGGAUAAUUAUAAUCAAAAAAUCAAUAAAUAAGGGUUGAUUUAAAUGAUCUAAAAUAAUUUCUUAGAAUAAGGGGUUAUAAUAAUAAAUUAUAGAUUAAAAUAUUAAGAUUUUUUGAGUUUUUAUGGAAAGAUUAAAGCAAUGAAAAUAAGUUGGAUUUAAAAAAAUUUAAUUAAUAACUUCCAUCUCAUCUUUAUAAUGUAUUACAAUUCUAUUAUAUUAUAGGAAAUGAUGAUAGAUUUAAAUAUGAAAAGUAUAUCUAAGAUUCCAUUUUUUAAAGAGAACUUUAAUGAAGAUUUUAUAUCAGCUUUAGCAUCUAAAUUUGUGGAAGAGAAAUUAGUUCCAUUCAACACAAUAUAUUAAAAAAAUGAUGCAAGCAAUUUCUUAUAUAUCUUAUGUAAUGGUGAGAUAGAAUAUUUUGUUGAAAUUCCUGAAGGAUCAGCCAAUAUUUUGAGUAUUUAAGCUAUUUCUGGAUAAGAUUAAAUAUUUGGAUAACAAGAAUUUCUAUUAGAUUAAAAUUACGAUAUUAGUUGUAGAUCACUUACAUCAUCAAGAAUAUUGAAAAUAUCUAAGAAUGAUUUUUAAAAUAUUGCUAAAAAAUAUGGUUAUGUAUUAAUUAUAUAAUAUUUUAAUUAGGAAAAAUAUUGUGAAUUGAAAGAUCUUGUAAAAUUUUCAGGAAGAUAUGAUGAAUUUCAUUUACAUUGUAUUGGAUGUAAUAAGUCGACACAUAUGCUUUAUUAAUGUCCAAUGCUAACUGGAUUUCCAAACAAAACAAAAAUUAUUCUUCAAUGUAGAAAAAACUAAAUUUAAGAAAGAUAAUACUUUAGUAGAAAGAAUAAUAAAAGAAGACUCUCAUCUUUAAUCUUUGAAGCUUAAAUAUCUGAUACUGUUUUAUAUUAUUUAAUGCAAGAUCCAAAAUUAUCUUAAUAAAUUAGUUCAAAGUAUUUCAUCUAAUCAUUUAAAUAAUAACAACUAUAAAAAGAAUAAAUUAAAGAUAAUUUAAAAGAUAAUACUUCUAUAUUAAAUGAAGCUCAUAAUACUUUGAGAAAGAUAUCUGUUUUAAAUAUUUAAGGAAGAAAAUAAUCUUAAAUAUAUAUAAAAAGGUUACCUGGAUUUUUGAACGGUACUCUUUUAAAUUUUAAAUCAUUAUAAGAGGAUAAAAUCAAGGCUGCUUUGGAGUCCAUAUCAAAAAAUGUUUCUGGUUGUGAUUAAGAAUAAAAAACUUCUCAAUUAGGAGAUUGUUUAAAAUAUAAAAUUAAUUUGGAAAAAGGUUAAGAUGAGAUUAAUCCAACAGAGCAUUAAAAAAUAACUUAAGAUGUUGCUAAAUCUUUAUUUUUUAAACCUAUUAAUUAAUCUGAAAAAUAAUAUGAAUAUAAAGAUCCCGCUACAUUAAGUGAAAUGCAAUCUUCAUCUUAUUCUGAAAUGAAUAAAAUUUCAUCAUUAGAAUUAAAAGAGUUAAGUCCUGUUGUAGAUUUUAGUAAUUAAUAAUAUAUGGGAACUUAUAAAGAUAUUUAUGAAGAAUUCGAUAGAUUUUAAGACUUUUAAAAUUAUAUGACUCAUAUGAAUUCUUAAAAAAUUUUAGAUCAAAUAAAUCAAAGUAAAGAUUGCUAAAAUUUUACUGAUUUCAUGAUAGUAAAUUUUGUGAGAAAACGAAGAUCAAAAAGAGCAAAAUUAAUAAUAAAAAUUGACAAUUGA